Messenger RNA from Ceratina calcarata, 2916 nucleotides. It is a transcript of the gene Psi, whose product is annotated as P-element somatic inhibitor. NCBI's taxonomy places the organism in Eukaryota, Metazoa, Arthropoda, Insecta, Hymenoptera, Apidae. The coding region runs from base 244 to 2490 and encodes 748 amino acids. Gene Ontology annotation, molecular function: RNA binding. The record is from RefSeq and is a predicted model, not a curated record. The transcript is spliced from 13 exons. Gene Ontology annotation, biological process: regulation of DNA-templated transcription.
GACAGACGCUUGCGCCGUGCUGUUCGUUCUGUGAAAGUACAGUUCUUUCACUCACGUAAACCUUUGCUUUGUAAUAUUGUGUACGUUCGAAACAGCGUGUAGAAGUGUUUAUGUUUUGUGUAAAAUAUAUUUCAAGGAAGAGACAUUAGAACGAGUAGAGCUGUAUAUUAGUUAGCAACAGCCGUCCGCUGAAGGGAACAUCGAAAUAGUUUUAUUCGUAUCCUUUCUGCUUCAUGUUCCAUCAUGAGUGACUAUUCAGCGGUUGCGCCGCCUCAAAAUUUUAGCCAAAGCUCCGCUUUCGCUGCGGCUCUACAACGUGCGAAGCAAAUUGCAGCCAAAAUCAACCCAGCUGGUGCCCAGAAUAGUCAGGACACCAAAUUGAAACGUCCUCUGGAAGAUGGUUCAGAACCUGAAGCAAAGAAAAUGGCAUCAUUGGUAUCAGAUCCAUUAAUAGGACUUCGAGGUUCAGCAGGAAGUAAUUCAUUGGGAGAUUCGAAUAAUCAGUCGGGGCGAGGAGGCCAAGCAGGAUCUUCGGGACCGAUUGGAAAUGUAGGAGGUAUUUGUAACGAAGAUAUCAGAGUUCCCGAUAACAUGGUUGGUCUGAUCAUUGGCAGAGGUGGAGAACAAAUAACGCGAUUGCAGAGUGAAACGGGAUGUAAAAUUCAAAUGGCGCCGGAGAGCGGACUACCUGAACGUACUUGCACGUUAACUGGCUCUCGAGAAGCUGUCAACCGCGCUAAAGAGUUAGUACUGACGAUUGUGAACCAACGAAGUAGAACUGAGGGUAUUGGCGAUAUGAGCGGGGGCGGCGGUGGUGGCGGUGGCGGCGGCGGCGGAAUGAUGGGUCAUCCGGGGUUCGUUGAAAUAAUGAUCCCUGGGCCGAAGGUUGGCUUGAUCAUUGGUAAAGGAGGGGAAACGAUAAAACAACUUCAAGAAAAAUCUGGAGCUAAAAUGGUUGUGAUCCAAGAAGGUCCGUCGCAGGAACAAGAGAAACCUUUGAGGAUAACCGGUGACCCCCAAAAAGUUGAAUAUGCCAAGCAAUUAGUAUAUGAAUUGAUAGCUGAAAAAGAAAUGCAAAUGUUUCAUAGAGGUGCAAGGGCUAGCGAUAGGAGCGGCGGAAAUUAUUCGAAUGAUAAUAGUUUUAAUCAUAAUUCUGGAACCACUGACGGAGUCGAGGUACUUGUUCCGAGGGCUGCGGUGGGAGUUGUUAUUGGUAAAGGAGGAGAUAUGAUUAAAAAGAUACAGGCGGAAACUGGCGCGAGGGUUCAGUUUCAGCAAGGACGCGAAGACGGUCCCGGAGAUAGAAAAUGUAUAGUGUCCGGUAAACAUCAAGCCGUGGAGCAAGUGCGCCAACGUAUUCAAGAGCUCAUCGACAGUGUAAUGAGAAGAGAUGACGGCAGAACUAAUAUGGGGGCCAGGAGCGGUUCGCGUGGAAAUAACGGGUUUGGUAACAAUCGCAAUCCGAACGAAUACGGCGGAUGGGACAGACGUCAAGGAGGUGGUCCUAUGCAAGAUAAAAUAGAAACAACGUUCACCGUACCGUCAUCGAAAUGUGGUAUUAUUAUUGGCAAAGGCGGUGAAACUAUUAAGCAAAUAAAUCAACAAACCGGUGCACAUUGUGAACUGGAUAGAAGAAAUCAAAGUAACGAGAACGAGAAAAUUUUCAUAAUUCGUGGAAACCCCGAGCAAGUUGAACACGCGAAAAGAAUAUUUAGUGAAAAAUUAGGCAUGGCUCCUGCUAACGCGUCGUUCACUGGCACGCAAGGAGCGAUCGGAUAUAAUCCAACGUGGAACGCUGGGACAGCUUACCAAGCCUGGCCGACUCAACCACAAACUACAGACGCAGGUGCUGCGAAUCAGGCGCCUGUCCAAGUGAAUCCACAAACGGGACAGCCGGAUUAUAGUGCACAAUGGGUAGAGUAUUAUCGGUCGCUUGGUAUGCACAGAGAAGCGGACAUGAUCGAGCAGCAAGCGAAACAGGGGAAACAGGAUCACAAUCAACAAUCAGCGAACGCGCAGAAUCAAAGUAAUCCAUCGGCAGCUGGUGCUGGUGGACCGACACAACAGCAGCAACAACAAACGCAGCAGCAGCAGCAGCAGCAGCAACAGCAACAAGCCGGAGUUACGCAAAACGGUGGCCAAGCUGAUUACAGUGCACAAUGGGCGGAGUAUUAUAGAAGUAUCGGUAAAAUAAAAGAAGCCGAAGCUAUAGAGGCUCAAAUGAAAGCGGGAAAGUUGGGAAUGCCGAAUAAUCAAAUGGCUCAGCAGAUGCAGAGUAUGCAAGGUCAAUCGGGACCAGCGGCCGGGACUCCGAAUGCAUUUCCGCAAGCUUAUGGCGGAUAUCCGACGAUAAAUGCCGGCUCGACGCCGGCAGGUUAUUACGCGGCGGGUGCUGGAUCCACGGGGCAACCGCAAGCCGGCCAACAGAAUGCAUCUUUCCCUACAGGCUAUCAAAACUACCCAUACUCACAGGCAAACGCGGAAAGUUAAAUUCCCACCAGGAAAUAAAUUAGCUGUGAUAAGCAGCAGCAGCAGGUGAAAAACAGGAACGGGGGAAUCUGCAACAAUAUUAUCCACAUAUUAUGCUUCCCACUUAUCAUUAAAGAUACUAAAAUAUAUUAUCCUUAACGAUAUAUCGAUAAGAAAACCGUCUAGAUACUUAUUUCGAUAUCUUAUCUCAUUAUUUAUGUUUCACUGGCUCAUUCAUGAAACACAUUUUGCCCUUAGCGAAUUAGGAAAAAGUUUUAUAGUAUAAUAAUCGGUCGUAUAAAAGCGACCGUCAUUCGUUUCUGUUUCUAUCGCCUAUCAAUUGUUUUAUUCAUUCAUUGUGUAUGAAAGAGAAAAUAUAAUAUACGUAUGGUGGUCUACGUAAUAUGCUAUAUUAUAACAAUACUAAAUACAAUUUUACCUUGGUUC